Molecule: messenger RNA, 11695 nt
Organism: Phaedon cochleariae (mustard beetle)
Lineage: Eukaryota; Metazoa; Arthropoda; Insecta; Coleoptera; Chrysomelidae
Source: the annotation of a GenBank genome assembly
GUCAUCUGUAGAUUUGACGUUUAUCAAGAUGGAAGUUGUCUGAUGUGUAUUUUUAUUUCUUUUUUCUUUUAAUAGUACAUAAAUAUUUUAUAAUGUUGAGCAAAAAAUAAUUAUUAUGUUAGAUCCACAAUUACAUGUAUGUGGAUAUUCAACAUAUAUGAAGAAAUAUGGCUUCAAAUGGAGAUAGUGGAGGAGGCAGCAAUGGAACUAUUUCCCGAAAUUUUCCUACAAGAGAAUAUGAUUCUCUCAAGCUGCAAAUUGAAAAAACUAACAAUGAACUGAAUACAUCCAGAAGAAGAUGUGAUCAUGCACUUAGUGAUCUAGACUACUACCGCGAGCAGCACAGGGCCGUCAUGAACCAGCUGGAGGUGUCCUCGCAGGACUCCGCCUCGCUGCGCACCAAGUACGCCGAGCUGCUCAACGACCACAAGCAGCUGCAAGCGGACCAUCAGCGGCUGCGUCAGCAAGCGGCGGAGCGCGACGGGGACACUUCCGAGGCGCUCUUCGCCUCCCACUCGCAGGCCCUCUCGAAAUUGGAGAUGGCACAGGACGAGAACGCGAGGCUGGCGAAGCAGUGCGAGGUGCUCGCCCAGGAGAGGGGACAAGCGCAACGGGACGUCGCCGGGUUGAAGCAGCAGCUGGUCAAGUUAUUCAAGGAUAAUGCAAAAUUCAGAGAAGCCCAUCAAAAACUACAGCAACAGUAUGAAGAAGCGGUUAACUGUACUAUAAAAGCCAACAAGGAAGUCAAAAGGCUCACAGAUGAAAGAAAUGCCACCACUGCUGAGUAUACUCUCAUAAUGAGUGAACGGGAUACUGUCCACAAGGAAAUGGAGAAACUAAGUGACGACCUGGCGCAAGCAAUGAAGAAAAUGAAGUUGCUGACGGCGAGCAAUCAAGAGCUGCAAGAAGAAAAACGAAACUUCACCUACCAACUGGAAUCUCUCAGGCGCGAAAUCACUAGCGCCUUGCACGAGCGAGACAAGGCCCUCAGAGAAUGCAACGAACUGCGCGAGAAGUUCGGCGCCUCGGCCUCUGACCAGCGCCACCUGGUCGCCAGCGACCAAACGAAGCGGUCGCGCGGCCGUCACCUGGACAACCUUGCUGGUGGGGGCGGGACGGCGGACGGGGGCGGGGCGCCGGGGGACGGGCGCGGCGGGGAGGCUCGGUCCAUUGGACAGAGGAGGCGGCGGCUGGACAACCUCGAUCAGGCGAACGUCGAGCUGGAGGCGAUGCGGCAGGCGAUGGACGAGGCGCAGGCCGAGUUGGCGGCCGCCUCGCAGGAGGCGGAGGUAUCUAAACGACGCAGGGAUUGGGCGUUUGGUGAAAGAGACAAGAUAGUACAGGAAAGAGAAAGCAUCAGGACGCUUUGCGACAACAUGCGUAAAGAACGUGAUCGCGCCGUGUCGGAGCUAGCCGAGUCGCUGCGCGAGUCUGACGCUGUCAAAAAGCAGCGCAACGAGCUGCUCAACGAGACGAAGGAGCUACGCGAGGCGCUCGACUCGCAUCUGGACUGCGACAGCAACAGACUGCCGUCGCAGGGGGGCUACGACAGGCUGCAGGAGUUCCAGGCGAGGGGGCGCACCGAGGUGGUGGAACUCGAACUCACUGCCACCGACGAGGAGGGACUGGAGUUCGGCGGCGGGAGAGACUUUUCCGGUAACGGCUACGUGUUCGUAUCCUCGGUAGCCUCCGGCUCGACGGCCGAAGGCAAACUCUACCCGAACGACUACAUCCUCAGCGUGAACGACGUCGACUGCAGCCAGGGCUCUCUGCGCAUGGUCACCGAGGCCAUCCGGUCCAGCAUGCCGCUGGCCCGGGUGCUGGUGCGGCGCAACGGCAGCGCGCGCCCCAGCGGUGGUGGCGGUGGAGGGGGGGAGCCGAAGGCCGACCACGUGACCAAGUGGAUACACACGGCGCGGCUGGCGCGCGGCAGUCACGGCCUGUCGCUCAAGAUGGGCGUGUACAUUCAUAGGGUGGGCGAGGGUGGGGUGGCGGCGAGGGAUAAGAGUUUGACGGUGGGCGAUAGGGUGCUCAGGAUCAACGACAAAUCCAUGGACGACAUCGAGAGCUCGCACGACGCCAUGCAGGUGCUGAACGACGAGUCCGCCGACGUCAUCAACAUCACCACUCUGAAGAUGAGCUACCCCGAGUGCCCGAACGUCUUCACUCCCGUCCGGCGGCACAAGAAAGAGAACCGCAGCUCGCAGACCGAGGAGUGGCUCGUGCAGGACUACAAAUACGGUGGCCAGCAGGAGAAGAACAACGGAGGCGCCUGGCUGAAGGAGAAGCUCGACAUGAUGCGUGGUCCUUGGAGGCACUCCAAGGAAGAUAAGAAGAAGUACAGGAACAGCUCGCCGAAUCCCAUCGAUUACGGUCACGAGCAAGCUAUUGCUGAAUUGGAUUUGGUGUUGGAGAGUUAUCAUCAUGGGACGGUGAAGAGACCGGGAGGUGCUGCCAAACGUCACUUCUCGCAAACGAAAGAGGAGAAGAACAACGGGGGCACGUGGCCGAAAGCCAGAGCCGCCCCCGUUCUGACGUCGAACGGCGGCACCGUCGUGACGCGGACCAAAGAGCGGCCGCCCUUGUCGCUGCUGGCGCCCAAAAGCAAUCAGACGCCGGACGGCUACAACUACAGGAAUUCCACGCCCGUGCCGCUGUCGAUUGUGUCGCCGACGUUGCAGACGAACUACGCCAGACAUUCGGUGUACAAGAGCGUCGACACUUCGCACAACUUCGGCCUGCCGAACGACUCGUUCGAGCGACUGAGGACGGCCAACAAUGCGAAUCGGUUGAGCGUCAACAUGAACUCCGACAACAGUUUGGAUUUUCCGGUGCAUCGGUUCGUGGACAAGGAGGUUAUAGCUUACUACAAGAAGAACAAUAGAUCUGGCAUCACGAAAUACGGCUCCGACUCGGAAAGAGACAGCCUGGCGGGCAGCCACCACCCACACGAAUCUGUCGGCCCCGCCCACAUCCGCGGCCACAGCCAACCGUUCGCCUCGUCGCCGCGCGCGCACCACGCCUACCACGCGCACCACGCCCAUCCGCAUCCCCACCACCUGGACAGGUCGCGAGAGAGCUUCAGCUUCGAGCCGAUCCAUCACGUGCACAGCCCGUCGGCGGACGUGGCGGGGGGUAGGCGGGGCGCUGAGGCGGUGGAGGUGGGCGGGACGUUUCCGAGGAAGAAUCAGCGGUUCCGAGUACCGUCGAAUCCGAGCGUGACGAGCAAGCUGAGCACCGGCAGCAUAGAGCGCGGCAGCUCGGAGCGCGGCAGCCCGAUGCCCAUCUUCCACGUGGAGGUGCUGAGCAGCCCCGGCGACCAUUCGGGCAGCGCGAAGGACUGCUGCCCGUGGGGCCACAAGCCGGUGCCCGGCGAACUUCGCAGGGUGCACAUCGACAAGUCGAACGAGCCGCUCGGCAUCCAGAUCAACUGCCCCGACGCUGGGGGGAUUUUCGUGUCGACGGUGAACGAGAACAGUCUGGCCAGUCGGGUCGGGCUGCAGAUAGGCGACCAGCUGCUCGAAGUUUGUGGGAUCAACAUGCGCAACGCCACCUACAAUCUGGCGGCGAACGUGUUGCGGCAGUGCGGCAACUCUAUCACGAUGCUCGUCCAGUACAGUCCCGACAAGUACCACGAGCUACAGGGUGGCGUCGGCUCUUGUUCAGGGUCCACAUCGGAGGAGGAGGAAGAGGAAGAAGAGGAGGAGGAUGAGGAGGAGGAGGCUGACGGAGAGGCGACGCCGUGCAAUUCUCCGAAAGAGGUUAGGAAGAGUUCUUCUCAAAUUAAACCUUCCCAGCUUAUGGUGAUGCAGCGACAAGCACAAAAUGUAUCCGCCAAUGGAAGUUCCAGGAUCGCCGUCGAGGAGCCCCGCUACCUCUGCAUCGAGACCCUGAAAACGUCCAAUCUGGGCAUCUCGCUGGUGGGCGGCAACGCGGCCGGCAUCUUCAUCCACUCGGUGCAGCCCGAUUCGCUGGCGUACCACGCGGGGCUGCGGACGGGCGACCAGAUCCUCGAGUACAACGGCAGCGAUCUGCGAGCGGCCACGGCCGAAGAGGCGGCCUACGAGCUGGCCAAGCCCGCGGAUAAGGUCACCGUGCUGGCUCACUAUCGAAUCGACAAAUACAACGAGAUCAAGGACAAGCCGGGCGACAGCCUGUACGUCCGGUGCGGCUUCGACCGUAGCGGCGACGACAUGACAGAGCCGCCGCAGCUGGCCUUCGCCAAGGACGAGGUCGUCUACGUGGACAACACGAUGUUCAACGGCGUGCCGGGCAGGUGGCGCGCCUGGAAGCUGGACGGCGAGGGGCACCGGCAACAGUGCGGCGUGAUACCCAGCAAGUACAAGGUGGAGGAGGAGUUGCUGCUGAGGCGGGGCGCCGGCGAUCCUGAAGGACGAUCUACUGCAACUGCAAGAAGAAGCUUUUUCAGGCGAAAAAAACACCAAAGAGGUAGUAGCGGGAGUUCUGGUUUAGGAACAUCUAGGGAUUCCAAAGAACUGGCUAGCUUUUGCAAUCUCUCCCCCGGCUGGUAUUCUGAUUCAGGGUCGUUGCACGAAGACCUGUCGCAAUCGUCGUACCAGCGAGUGGAAAGGCUGCAGUACCCGGAGUUCCGGCCGGUGAUAGUGUUGGGCCCGUUGGCCGAGUGCGUGGCCGACAAGCUGGUCCAGGACUUCCCCGACAAGUUCAAUAGGGCGUCGACCGAGUCCCGUAGGUGCUCGCAGGCGCAACUCGAUCGAGAGCUCGCCGACGGGCUGAUCCUCGAGUACCGCCGGCGGGGCUCGUGCUACGAGUGCCUGACCGUGUCGGCGGUGCGGGCGGUCGCCCAGACCGGGCUGCACUGCAUGCUGGACGGCUCGCCCACCAUGGUGGAGAGGCUGCGCAGGCAUCGGGUGCAUCCGGUGGUGCUGCUGGUCAAGUUCAAGAGCACCAAGCAGAUACGCGAGGUGAAGGACGCCAGAUACAGCAUUGACAAGGUGUCCGGCAAAGCUGCCAAGGAGAUGUUCGAGCACGGCCACAAACUGGAGGCGGAAUACAGGCACCUCGUGACCGCCGUCGUGGCCGCCGGCGCCAACGUCGCCCACAUCUGCGCGCAGGUCAAGGCGGCCGUGGACGCCGAGCACAGGCGGAGCCAAUGGGUGCCCACCGCACAGAUGCAUUGAUAGGCCAAUCAGUUUAGCGAUUAAAAUCAAAAAUAGGGAAAAAAUAGCAAAACGUUUUAAACUUUCACAGAAGUUAUAUUUCAGUGUUGAAUGGAACUAUACGAAUUUGCUCCCUCGAACAAGGCCAACAAAAUUGUUGAAAAUGUGAAUUAUAAACAAUUGUGGUUAUUUUGCAGACAAUUUAAUUCAUGUAUGGAAAAUCCCACAAGCCGCGUGAAUUUGUCAUUAUGACAGCGACAAAAGUUUUCCGUAACUUUUCCAGCGACAAUAACGGGACCUAACUUUUGAAAGCAUGACAACCAGCCAUAAACAAAUGUUUUACGAAAAAAAUUGUCUUACCGAAUUACACUUUGGCUUUUUUUUUGUCGAAGUAAACUUGGCAUUUUUAGUUCAAAUUGUGUUGCAAUUAGGUAAUUUAUCUCAAAAACCUGCCAGAAAAAAAUUUCAGAGGCAACAAAAUUCUUAUUGAUACAUGAUACAUGUUGAUACAAAUUCAAAGGACCCCGCACUAAACUAUAGGCAAAAUGGCUCUCGAUGAAAAUCGCUGAAUUUUUGGUAUGUGUUUCCGACAUAAACCUCCAAAUGUCAUUUUUUGAGAAAAAAAGUAUCUGAAAAUGGUUGAAUUUUUGGCAUGUUGUAGAUAGGAAUGAACUGAUGAAAAAAUACAAUUGACCUAACCUCCAAAAAUUGACAGUUUUCUCGAUAUUGACCUCCGAAUCGAAUUUUUUCAAGUAAACAAAUCUCUGAAAAUGGCUGAAUUUCCGGUAUGUUGUAGAUAGUAAUGAACUGAUGAAAAAAUCCAAUUGACCUAACCUCAAAAAAUAGACAGUUUUUCGAUAUUGACCUCCAAGUGUACAUAUGGAAAAUAAGAUUACUGGAACAAUAAUCAAUAGACAAAGUUGCAGUUUUCGAAUCAGUAUUUGGCAUUUCAUUCUUCUAUAAACAAAUCGUCUCCAUAUGAUACAUCUACAGGUGAAGAAAACCGAAGAGAGGAAGUAAUGAAAUAAAUAUUAUUUAAAAUAUGGUUAUAUAGUUUCCGAAAUCAAUGGGGUUAUAGGUAUCCACAGUAGUCGAAUUUAUGCCAUAUAUCUAUUUUAUUUUGAUCAUUCCAUUUAUUAUAAAAGUAUUCGAUACACUCAAUCAUUCAUAAUCACCUCUCAGCAACACUAUAUAGCCGCCGAUGACGUGACAUUGACAUACCGAUACCGAUAAAAACUUUAAGAUUUUUAUUGCUCAACAACCAAUGAGAAUAUUUCCAAAUUCUUCAUAGAAUUGAGGAUUUAUUUCCACAGUAGGAGUGGAGUAUUGUGUACUGAAGUAUACACAAUACAUAAAUAGUAUCGUAUAGUAUAAUUGCAACGGAUUGAUCGCGGUAUAUGACGUCAUCACGCGUUGUCCUGCAAUUUUCAUGUUAUGAAAUAUCGUGAAUUUCAAUAAAUAUUUACAAUAUGUAAAGUGAUCUGAAGAGAAAACGGUUCGCGACAUUGAACAAAAACUUUCAAUUUUUUGAGGUUAGGUCAAUUGGAUUUUUUCAUCAGUUCAUUCCUAUCUACAACAUACCAGAAAUUCAGCCAGUUUCAGAGAUUUUUUUUCAUGAAAAAAUUGCAUUUGGAGGUCAAUAUCGAGAAAACUGUCUAUUUUUGGAGGUUAGGUCAAUUGGAUUUUUUCAUCAGUUCAUUCCUAUCUACAACAUGCCAAAAAUGCAACCAUUUUCAAAUACUUCUUUUUCUCCAAAAACUGACAUUUGGAGGCCAAUAUCUGAAAAACUGUCCAUUUUUUGAGGUUAGUUCAAUAGAAGAUCUGUUCAGUAUAUCAAAGUCUGAGACAUAACAAAAAUUCAGCGAUUUUCAUCGAGAGCCAUUUUCCUUAUAGUUUAGUGCGGGGUCCUUUGCCAUCCAACUGAUUGAUACAGCCUAACUCAGCAAAUUUCCCCAUCCUUCCAAAACAGAAUUGAAUAAUGUCGUAUUAAGAUCAAGUAUGAAAUUGAAAUUUUGUAAGAUCUCUUUAACGCCUAUGAAUGUGACGUGACAGCAAUGUCAUGUCAGGGACGACAAUUCACGAAACCAAAGUCACUAGAUGAUAAAAAGAGAAAGGAGCUAUGAUCUGUCAGUACCCCGUUAGAUGACAAAUACGUCAGUUUUCAUCAAGGACGCUAUCCAUAACCAAAGUAAAAUAAAAAAUAUGUUGCGGUCAUCGGCGGAGGUGGCAAAUUCUCAUCUCUUCAAGUUUGCCACUCUUUUAGAUUGUUUUCGGACGAGUUAUUAAUAAAAGUAUAGGUCGCGUGCACGAAGACCGACCCUGGAGGCAAAAUAUUGAAACACAACCUCAUUCUUCUGUGAAUUAUUGAAACACAACCUCACUUUUUUAUUUGGUUACAGAGGAAUCAAAAGGUUGAAAUAGUUUUUCACAAUAUUUUGGCAUACGAAUCGUGUUUCUUGCGUUAUUCAUUAAUUCAAGCAUGCCUUCGCAUUGUGCUGUUGUACAAUGCACAAAAAAUGCAGCAAGAGACUAGGGAAUAUGAUUUUUCAGGUAAAUAGUAAUCUCACAUAGUUAGCAUUAUGAAAUGUUGUCAUUCCUUAUUAAAAUUCCUUCUGCCUUCUGCCACUUCUGCAAUACAAGCUAAUGCUGCUAAUAGAUUGAAAAUGUCUACAACACACACGAUCGUCAGCAUGUCAGACCAGUCCUACCGAUUGAUUGCAUGAAUCCAAUCUUCUUGCAUUAUUCUAGAAAUUUCAGGUAUAUUUCUAUUAGCUGAUCCUAUUGCAGAAGAAAUUCCGAUGAGAAAUCAGAGAAAUAACCAAAUUUCAAAAAUGAAAACUAUGUGAGUGACUAUAGUAGGUACUUACUUUUGAAUCAUAAUGUACUAUCCGGAUUUCUUCAUCUUCCGCUGCAGUUUGUGUGCAUUUCACAACAGCACAAUGUGAUGGCAUUAGCGAAUUGAUGAAUAGCGGAAAAAUACGAUUCAUAUGCCAAAAUAAUUGUGGAAAACUAUUCCGAUCACUUGUAAACAAAUAUGUUUUGCCUCCAGGGUCAGUCAUCUGACAGUUCUUGCACGCGACCUAUACAUAAUAUAUUUACUGUGAUGCCACACUUGGAAAUGGAUAUUUCCUUUGUUGCGACUCUUUUGCAUUUUUUCUCUGCAAAAUAACCAAAAUUGUUUGUAUUGACAUUUUUAACAAUGUUGCCGGCCUUGUACGAGGAGGCAAAUUUUUAUAGUUCCAUUUAACACCAAACUACAACUUCUGUGAGAGUUUGAAAUGGUUUGCUAUUUUUUCUCCAUUUUUGCUACAGUGUUGUUGUUUUCGUCGCGGCGUGUUGAUGCAGGCGAAUGGUCCAAUUGCGUUGCAAUGGAUCCAGUAGUCGGUUUCAUCAGCGCGUUCCCCAUGUUUGAAGAAAAUAUACUGGGUGUAAUAUAAGUAUGCCGAGAUUUUUAAAUAACGUUUUCAUGAGGCCAUUUUGGGUAAAAAAAGUCCAAGAUAAGGAUGUCCAUCGUGGGGUGAAGUUGAUGAUGGUUUCUCCGAAACGAAACGUCGUACGUGGAAGCUCUCAACGUUGUUUUGUAGAUUUUGAAAAGUGGCAGUGAAAAAAUGUGUUUUUUCCAUAUCUCUUCAAAUAACGUGAGAGACAUCCUUAUCUUUGACACAGUGCAUAAGUUCAUUUCUGGAUAUUCUAUUCGGAGGUAAGGUGUAAAAAUUGAUAUAUUUUUUUCGUUCUUUCAAAAUGACUACAAAACAUUUUUUAGCACAUUGUUUGGUAUCCAUAGGUGAGAAAUCAUAUUUUAAUUUUCAUUUAGCACUUCGAGGGCAAUACUUACGCUGUUAUUAUUCAUUUGAAUUUGCUCCGUACUAUUUUGACAGUCACCUUGUCAAUUUUCUUGAGGAAAGAUUGCAAUAAUUUUAUUGAAUAGAAAAAUGGAUACUUCCUCAACAAUGCUGGAGGUGAUCGUUCUCGAGACAUUCACAAUGUUUUAUAUCAAUUUCAACACUCUAUAUACAAAGCAAAACAUUUCCGGAUACGAGUUUAUUUUCCUUCAAGUGGUUUCAGGAUAUGUCAGCCAAAUAAUUUAAUAUCCCUUUUUUACACCCUGUAUACAAUGUGUGCGAUUUCAACUCGCAACACCCUCGUAAUUUGGAAACUGUUGACUGAUUUUUCACAGAACAAAUCUGAAAUAUUCAGAUUUUCAAGGCUUUCUAUUGUUUCUGAAGGGGUCAAAAUCUCAAAAAUAACCAUAACGCAAUUUUUUCUUGAUAAAUGAACGGCCUAUUCAAUUCUGGCAUAACUGGAACACCCCCAUACAAAGUUUCAUCAUAACAGCUUAGUCACCAAAACAUCAAUAAAACUAAAGUUGAGGUUCACCAUUUUGAAAACUCAAGAAAACCGUUUAUCACGCACUUCCCUAAACACUUACUCUCGUGGAAUAUUUCAAUGAAUUACAUUCGUGCAUAAAAUUGACCAGAUAAUUUCCUAUUCAAGCGUUUUAUUUUAUGCAAAUUGCAUUCGGUUAUUUUCAUAAUUUUAGAUAACACGCUUUCUUGCAAAAUGAUCGGUAAUGUUUAUGCAUUUUUCAUCUUGAUUGACAAAGAGCUGUCGAAAGGUCUGUAGCAAAAAAUACCAGUAAAUAUAAUUUCUAUCUACUACUAGGACGAUGAAAAAAAUUGAUUGAAAUAUGUUAAUUUCAAAACACACACUUCCUGCGCAAUAGCAAUAGAUAGCAAAAAAUCGAAUCAACUAAGAAAUAUAUGUUUUGUCUCACACCGAAGCAGAAUGUGAGCAGAAUGCAAUAAUAUAAUAUAUUUAUUCAAUUGAAAGAUAUCGAAAAAAUAUUCAAUACUACUUUAUAAAUUCAAUGUAAGCCCGUUUUCAUAGUUUUUUUCAAUGACAUUUAGUAUUAUUCAACUAAACAUAUUACGUGAUAUAUAUUAGUUUUAUUUCAGUAAGGUAUAGUAAUUUUGAAAAAACAUUUAUAUUUCAUUAUAAUGGCCGGGUGCCCCAUUUCAAUCCAUAAUUAUUUUCAAUUCGGGGUUUCAACUUUCAUAUUUGACAAAAUUCAAUGAAAAUUUCGUCAUUUUCAAUUAUUUUCAGGAACAUGAUCAAAAAUAUCGUAUAAGUACACUUUAAAACAAACAAAAAUUCACCCCGAUCUCAACUCAAUAAAAUGUACUCAAAUAAUUAAUUGAACUAAUGGCAACGUCGAAUACUAAAGGAUCGAUGUUCACCCGACGGCUUCUCUGCGAGUACUAAAAUGAAUAAGGUGAAUGUCGUGCGACGUUGUCAGUUUAUUUAUGAAUGGGGAAGACCACUGAGGAAAGAAAUCCGUGCAAACCUCUUUCAAUCAACGAAUCAUGAUUUACAUUUCAUGUACAAUCAAUAUUAUGAGUUGAAGGGAAUCGAAUCUAUAUCGUUUUUGAAAUCAGCAUAUUUCAUUCGUUAUUUCGAAGAGCCAAAUAUGAUGGUGGAGCUGUGACGUAUUAGUCCCGAACUGUAGUUAUCUCUCUCUGAUACCUCGUCAUUCUGCAGUGUUGCAGUGUAAUUGGUCAGUUCAAGGACAAUAGGCGUGUUGGGACUGAGACGUCGCACCAGUCACACCAAUGAAUUGAUGAAAUUUCAAAUGGCGCAGGAAUUGCGUGUUUUGAAAUGGACAUAUACUAAUUUAUUUUUUUCAUCGUCUUAGCAUGAAUGAAAAAAUUCAAAAUUAAUUCACUGGUAGUUUUUCAGUAUAGAGUUCACGAUAAUGUCGUUUUAAAAAAUCAGUGGUCUUCCCCAUUGCUAUUUUACAUCAAGUCGUUGUCGCGCCACUGACGCAUAAAUGGAAGUGGUCUGAGAGAGACGGAAAGUACUGUGUACUUUGUCAGUGAUGACGCUUGUGUAAAUUUCUUAGUUGAUUCGGUCUUUACAGUUCGGGCUUAAUACGUCACGGCUUCACCUUCAUAUCUGGUUUCUUGAAACAUUCAAUGGAUUUCGAAACGCUAUAGAGUCGAUUCCCUUCAAUUCAACUUAUAAUAUUGAUUGUAAAUUAAAUGUUAAUCAUCAGCGAUCUUCCCCAUUGAGCUCGUUGAUUUUUGUUUCGGAAAAUAAUUCAACAGGUUCGAAAUUAUUAUGGUGUUAAGUGUUUAAAUCGCACUCAGACAUAGAGAAAAACUAGGUACCUACACAUUUUUUUUUGAGCAGCAGUUUAUUCUAAUUCAAUCGGAAUAUUCAAUUAAUGUAUCUUCUGACUACCCUGUAGGCGACAAGACGGCAAACUUGUAUGACUGCAAUGUGUUUAAUUUUAACUGAAAAUCGAAAAACAUCGAGAUUAUUUUGCUUUAACUUUAGCUAAUAAUAAUUUUGCAUAACAUUUCAAUUUAUAAUAUUUCCGAAUAUGUUCAGCUUUGGUUUGGGUUUUUAUUUAUAAUAUUUACUAGAUCGAGUAUUAUAGCAGACAAAGAAAAACUGAAAUAUACGUCAAUAAAAUGUGAUAGUCGAAGUCCAAUAUCAGAAUUGUAUUCGUUUAUACAUUCAUACAUUGUAAUGAAUAUAAAAUAUGUGAUAAACAA